Messenger RNA from Brassicogethes aeneus, 1590 nucleotides. NCBI's taxonomy places the organism in Eukaryota, Metazoa, Arthropoda, Insecta, Coleoptera, Nitidulidae. The record is from the annotation of a GenBank genome assembly.
AUGGACGUCAUGUAUGCGAUAAAAGUGAUGAAAAAGACCGAAAUGGUGAACAAAAACAUGUGUUCGCAAGUUGUCAACGAGCGAAACGCCCUGGCGCUCACCAAAAGCCCCUUCUGCGUGCAACUGUACUACUCCCUGCAAACCCCAUCGUCAGUUUAUUUGGUUAUGGAGUACAUGGUCGGGGGGGAUUUAAAAUCGCUGCUGAGUGUUUAUGGCUUCUUCGAUGAGUCUAUGGCGAGUUUUUACGUCGCUGAAGUAUGUUUGGCGUUGAAAUACCUUCAUCAACACAGCAUUAUUCAUCGGGAUAUAAAGCCUGAUAACAUGCUGUUAUCCAAAGACGGGCAUGUGAAGUUAACCGAUUUUGGUUUGAGUAAUGUGCAUAUACACAGAGAUUUGGAGAUUUCGGACUUUGAGAAUUGCACCCCCAACUUGUGCGCGAGAACGCCUGGUCAGUUAUUGAGUUUAACCUCACAUUUGAGUUUCGGGUCUGGGAAUUCAAAAUACGCCUGUAAGUUGAACAACAGUGAUUUUAUUUCGGAUUCUAACUCAGAUUCCACCACUAAUGUGUCGGUUUUGCGGGAUAAUAACUCUUCUACUCUGGGAAAAAGCGAGUUAUUUCAGGCGAGCUUUAAAAUGCACUCUAACCUAUCCGGGGUGACUUUUUUAUCGACUGAGAUUACAAACGACGUAUCGGAAAAUAGCUCGUAUCACACAUGCACAAGUGCGACUCAGAUAGACGAUAACGAGAGCCAAAAUAAUUCGUGUGCUUCACCUGUUAGCAGAAAAAUUUCCAGCAGAUGCGGUCUGUACAAAAACAGAGUCGAGAGGAAGCGGAAGUUCCGGUCCCCAUCGCCAGAUCAAGCCAGGAAAGCCUACAUAAGAACCGGCUUAACAGGGGAGAUGGAAAUACUGAGAGUCGAUUCGGGUAGUUCCCCGAAAGGGGUUACGUUUUCUACGCCUGUUUCCGCGCAGAAACCCGGCAAGAUUAAAAAUACGCGUUUCGAGCUCCCCAAGAACGUAUCUGCGGAUCAAGAACAAGUCUCCUCGAAUGGGAACUUGGUGAGCCCCAUAAACAGCGAAACAACCACCCCAAAAACCCCCCGGACCCCCUACAGAACCCCCAAGUCCGUCAGAAGGGGGCAAUGGAGUUCCGACCAGAGAAUCCUAGGCACCCCGGAUUACCUAGCCCCCGAGCUUUUACUGAGAAUAGGCCACAACUUCGCCGUUGAUUGGUGGGCGUUGGGCGUUUGUUUUUACGAGUUUGUGACAGGGAUACCACCCUUCAACGACUCAACACCCCAGAACGUCUUCAAAAAUAUCCUCGAGCACAACAUAGAAUGGCCUUCCGAUGACGAAGCCCUAUCCGAGAACACAGUGAACGCAAUCGAAUCGCUACUGAACCCGAACCCCGAAAAAAGGUCCGGUGCUUGCGAGCUCAGAGAGAUGGCGGUUUUCAGUCACAUAGACUGGGAUCACUUGUUGGAGAAAACGCCCCCUUUCGUUCCCGACCCGUACGAUUUAACUGAUACCGGUUACUUCCAAGCCAGAAACGACUUACUCAACUUCAACAUCUCCAAUUUCGAUAUGUAG